Molecule: messenger RNA, 681 nt
Organism: Adineta steineri
Lineage: Eukaryota; Metazoa; Rotifera; Eurotatoria; Adinetida; Adinetidae
Source: the annotation of a GenBank genome assembly
AUGGAUACUAAUUCAACACCAUCAUCCAUUAUAGUUCGUUCAUAUCAACCAUCUGAUUUACCUGCAUGUCAAGCAUUAUUUAUAGAAGGACAUCGUGGAUAUGGCAACUCGACAUCUUAUGUUAACAAUGCUCUAGCAACAGAUAUGGCUGAUAUUGAAAAGAAUUAUCUUCGAGUUUCAGGUGGACAUUGGUGGGUAGCUGUUUCACCUGACGAUAAUCGUAUUGUUGGACAAAUAGCUAUUUUGCCAAUGCGUUUAGGUCAUCCAUUAUAUUAUUCUCAAUUAACUGGAGAGGAACGAGAUCAUAUUUGUGAUGUACUUAGACUAGGUGUUACUCUGGAUGCACAAAGACUAGGAGUAGGAAAAGAACUAUUCUCAACUUUAAUUAAUUUUGCUCGUGAAAAUGGAUAUCGUCAAAUCCAUGUAACGACUUUAACGCAUAUGAAUAAAGCAAAUGCUUUCUACAAAAAGCACGGGUUCAUAAAAGGUCAUAUAGACAAGACACCGAUCGGUGGUACACCUGAAAACACCAAUGAUGAAAAUAAAUCGAUGAAUAAUAAACCAACAUCUACUAUUUUCGAAGUGGAUACUAUUAUACCAGAUGAAGAUCAACGUUUAAUGAAAUUACCACCUACUGAAUCAAAAUUCAUAUACGUUCAACAUUAUCAUCUUCCAUUAUAA